Hemicordylus capensis (graceful crag lizard) is the source of this 2689-nucleotide messenger RNA. RefSeq lists its product as uncharacterized. The transcript is spliced from 2 exons. The record is from RefSeq and is a predicted model, not a curated record. Lineage: Eukaryota; Metazoa; Chordata; Lepidosauria; Squamata; Cordylidae. Bases 1356 to 2252 code for a protein of 298 amino acids.
UGAUGACCUGCUGAUCAUCCCCCAAAGAGGCAGUUCUUCGCUCUUCCCAUUUUCUUCUUCCCCACCUUCCUCCCUAGCUGUUCUCCCAACAUUCCACUCCUCUUGGCAAUGGUUGCCUAGUACAUGGUUGCCUGGACAUUCCCUCUGACAUCAGCCAUACUACUGUUAACCUAAAUGACCUAAACAGCCCAGGGCUAUGAUGAUAUCAUAUAGACCACAUUAACGGCUAUCCAUAUGAACCUGCAUAAGCCCCAAGUUCUGCUUAGAAGUCGUCCUCUGUGACUCAUUGUUAGCAGACAUUAUGCUGGCAGACAGCAGGGUCUUUCCAGUUGUGGCAUGCAGUGGAAUUGUCUCUGGGCAGAUCUGACAAGCUUCCUCCCUUUUCACUGUUAGACCAUUAUUGGAAAGGUGUGUGAUCUAUUCUGCUGCUGCUAUAUAGGGCAGGCUGGCCCAAAGGCGCGAGCCUCUUGGCAAGAGCACAAGGACUCUCAGCCGUGGGGCAAGCUGCCUAGAGGAAGAACUUCCUAAUUCUGCCAUUAUGAAGCCAGCAUGAGAGUUUGACUGCAUGAGUCCUGGACCUGGUUUUUAUCAAACAGAGGAGCUGUGAUUGGUAGGUCUGAGGAGAUGUGUCUGGGAGAGCAGAAAAGUGGGGAUGGUCUGGGGGCAGCAAUAUCACAGGUAGCAGGCAGAGGGAGGUAUGGCGGUGGGAGUUGGGCAAGCCUUUCCGGGGGAAACGGUCCAGGCAACUGAGGCCUGUUCCCUUUUCCAGCUCUUCUCCCAAUCCUCUGACCCCAGGGAGCUCUGAGAACACUCCCUUGAGGAUUAGGGUGCUGCUGCUGAAUGCCUGGUCAGUCAAUGCUAAAACAUAUCUCAUCACGAUUUGAUUGUGGAUGAGCAUGCUGACCUGGUAUGUGUGACGGAGACCUGGUUGGAUGAGCUGGGCGGGGUUGGUCUCUCUCAGCUCUGUCCUCCAGGUUUCCAAAUCAUGCAACAGCCCCGCCUGGAGGGUUGGGGAGGGGGUGUUGCAGUCAUCUAUCGAGAGAUCCUCCCCAUUUCCAGGUGCCCGGUCAGGCAAUCCGUGAGACUGCCUCGGUUGCUCUAGUGGAUGACCUACACCGGGAACUAGACGGGGGAGCACAUCCCUGUUGGUUUUGCUGGACCUCUUGGCGGCUUUCGAUACCAUCGACCAUGGUAUCCUUCUGGGCCACCUCGCAAAUUUGGGAAUAGAAGGUACUGUGUUGCAGUGGUUCUGGUCCUUUCUUGGGGGGAGGGUCCAAAAGGUGGUGCUGGGGGACUACUGCUCGGCUCCCUGGCCAUUGGCCUGUGGGGUCCAACAGGGUUUGGUCUUGUCCCCCAUGCUGUUUAACAUCUACAUGAAACCGCUGGGAGAGGUCAUCCAGGGACUUGGACUGAGUUGUCAGCCAUAUGUCGAUGACACUCAGCUCUCUUGCUCUCUCUCCUUGUCACCUGAUCCUAGGGAGGCGGUGGCUGUGCUGAAUCGGGGGCUGGAGGCCGUGAUGGGUUGGAUGUGGGCUAAUAAACUGAAAUUGAAUCCAGACAAGACAGAGGUACUGUUGGUCAGUAGGAGAGCCAAUCGGGAUGAGGAGAUUUUACCGGUUCUGGAUGGGGUUGCACUCCCCUUGAAGGAGCAAGUACGCAGUUUGUGGGUACUACUGGACCCGGCUCUGCUUUUGGGAGCUCAGGUGGAGGCAGUGGCCAGGGGUGCCUUUGCACGGCUUCAGCUAGUGCACCAGCUGUGUCCCUUUCUCGAGAAGGCAGAUCUGGCCACAGUUACCCAUGCCUUGGUCACGUCACAGCUGGAUUACUGUAACACGCUCUACGUGGGGCUGCCCUUGAAGAACAUCCAGAAACUACAGCUAGUGCAAAAUGCGGCAGCUAGGGUUUUGACCGGAGCUGCCUGGUGGGAGCACAUCACACCCAUCCUGAAAGAGCUGCCCUGGCUGCCAGUUCGUUUCCGGGUCCAAUUCAAGGUGCUGGUUUUGACCUUUAAAGCCCUUAAUGGUUUGGGCUCGGGGUAUCUGAGGGACCACCUGCUCCCAAGGGUUGCUGCCUGCUUGACAAGGUCAUCUGAGGGGGCUCUGCUCCGGGUGCCUACAAUGAAGGAGGCUCGUUUGUCAUGCACUUGGGACAGGGCCUUCUCUGUUGUUGCCCCCAGACUCUGGAAUGCUCUCCCAGUGGGUAUCCGCUCCUCAGUCUCCAUCACAGUUUUUAGAAAGCAUGUCAAAUCAUGACUUUUUACCCAGGCUUUUAUAUGAUUGUCUCCACUGCUGCUUCUUGAAUUUUGUACUGUUUUUAUGCUUGGGUUUUAUUUAUUUUUAAAAUCAGAUUUGUUUUUAUAUUUUUUAGCUCAUUGUUUUAAUGUUUCUUUUUUAUAAUCUUGUUUUUAAAUUUUAUUGUGAGCCACCUUGGGAUUUUCUUAAUGAAAGGUGGGGUAUAAAUUUAACAAUAAAUAAAAAAUAAAUAAAAUAAAAUUUUCUUGGAUCUCUCAGUGGCUUUAGAUACCAUUGACCAUGGUAUCCUUUUGGAUGGGCUGGCCAAGUUGGGCGUGGGAGGCACUGCUUGGAGAUGGUUCCUCUCCUACCUCAAGGCCCAUUCCCAAAAGGUAUGAUUCGGCUGAUAAAAGGGGAUUACUGCUCAACCCUGGCAGUUGUGCUUUGGGGUUCCACAG